Molecule: messenger RNA, 3774 nt
Organism: Raphanus sativus (radish)
Lineage: Eukaryota; Viridiplantae; Streptophyta; Magnoliopsida; Brassicales; Brassicaceae
Product: RNA-dependent RNA polymerase 1
Exons: 4
Coding region: 316-3648 (1110 amino acids)
Biological process (GO): siRNA processing
Cellular component (GO): nuclear RNA-directed RNA polymerase complex
Molecular function (GO): RNA-directed RNA polymerase activity; RNA binding
Source: RefSeq, a predicted model, not a curated record
CCGAUUAGGUUUCUACCACGAUGAUGUCAGCAAUCGGACAUAAGCAGUUCGGGAUACUUGAAGCAGAGUAUUGAGGCUCAAACAAGUGGGACCACCCUUGAAGACGACGACGACUCAAGAGAAGACGAAAAAGCAAAGCACUGUCUUUGGUCAAUUCAGUGUUUAUAAAUAAAGAAUUAAAAUAUUUGAGAAAUCCUAAGGCGAUCACUCAUCAUCUACUUACUCGGCGAGUAUAUCGGACUUCUGUGAUCGCAGAUCAGUCAUCUCCGUCCUCACCCUUUUCCUCCGGUAAAUCGGUUUAAGUCUCUACUAAGAAUGGGGAAAACGAUUCAAGUGUUUGGUUUCCCCGUUGGUGUGAGCGCAGAGGAUGUCAAAAACUUUCUCGAAAGGCUCACCGGCACAGGCACUGUCUACGCAAUCAAAGUCAGACAACCCAAAAAAGGCGGUCCUAGAGUCUACGCCAUCGUCCAGUUCACAUCCGAGAGACACGCUAGACACAUCCUAACUCUAGCCAGUCAACGUCUCGAUUACGGAAGGUCUUACCUCAAAGCCUUCGAAGUCGAACAAGACAUCGUCCCCAAACCCAGAGCUUCGCUGCACAACAUCCCGAAUCUGAAGAUGUACUUCGGAUGUCAAGUCUCUCCCAAGAAGCUUUCUGUUUUCUGGACUGCUCAAAACGUCGCCGUCUCGUUCGGAACCGGGAUGAGGAAGCUUCACUUCUCCAUGUCUUGGUACGAGAAAGAGUACCGCCUCGAGCUUCCUUACGAGAACAUAUGGCAGAUCGAUCUGCAUUCUCGACGAAGGGGCUCCAAGUUUCUUGUGAUUCAAGUGAUCGGCGCUCCUAAGAUCUUCGAGAAGGAAGAUCAACAACCUGCUAACAACCUCUUGUUCGGGUCACUAGAUUUCUACAGCGACGGGUCCGACGAGCAGUGGAUAAGAACUACAGACUUCACUUCUUCCUCGUGUAUCAGCCAAUCGUCAGCCUUCUGUUUAGAGCUUCCCGCUCAUCUCAACGUCCCUGACUUCAGAGAGAACUUCGCAAACUACACGGAGCACGAAGCAAGCACUUUCUCCGUCGAAUCCGGGCGUAGCUACUCGUCAAACGCGAACAAGCUCGUCCCCGUUGUCGACCCUCCUCCGGGGUGUUACCUCCCUUUCGAGAUCUUGUUCAAAGUUAAUACAUUGGUACAGAACGCUUGCAUCCCCGGUCCGGCUCUCGAUCACGCCUUCUACGACCUCCUCGAUCCGCGGAAAUUCCAUAGGUUUCUCAUAGACCACUGUCUCGAGAAGCUCUUCCACCUCCCUGAAUGCUGCUACGCUCCCGCUCGUUGGCUACGCGAAGAGUACUCGGAAUGGAUCAAGAAAGGAAAGCUUCCGCAGUCUCCUAUGAUAUCUCUCGACGACGGGCUCGUGUACAUGUACCGCGUCCAAGUCACGCCUACUAGAGUCUACUUCUCUGGCCCAGAGGUUAAUGUUUCGAAUCGCGUGCUUAGACACUACUCGAACUACAUCAACAACUUCCUCCGUGUGUCGUUCGUCGACGAAGACCUCGAGAAGGUUCGCUCCAUGGACCUCUCUCCCCGCUCCUCUACCGUGAAAAGAACCAAGCUAUACGAGAGGAUCAACUCUGUUCUUAGGGAUGGGAUUGUUAUCGGCGAUAAGAGGUUUGAGUUUCUCGCGUUCUCUUCCUCCCAGCUGAGGGAGAACUCCGCGUGGAUGUUCGCGCCGGUAGACGAUAUCACCGCGGCUGAUAUCAGAGCUUGGAUGGGCGAGUUCGACAAUAUUCGAAACGUGGCCAAAUACGCUGCGAGGCUUGGCCAGUCGUUUAGCUCGUCGAGGGAGACGCUCACUGUCAGGAGAGAUGAGAUUGAAGUGAUUCCCGAUGUCGAGAUCAGAACUUUUGAGGCGCACUACGUGUUUUCAGACGGAAUUGGGAAGAUCUCAGCUGAGUUCGCUAGGCGGGUGGCUAAGAAAUGCGGCUUGACAGAGUUCUUUCCGUCUGCUUAUCAAAUCCGUUACGGCGGGUAUAAAGGAGUGGUGGCUGUGGAUCCGAACUCGUCGAAGAAACUGUCUCUGAGGAAAAGUAUGAGCAAAUUCGAGUCAGAAAACACAAAGCUGGAUGUGUUGGCGUGGACCAAGUACCAACCUUGUUAUAUGAACAGACAGCUGAUCACGCUUCUGUCUACUCUCGGAGUCGAAGACAAGGUCUUUGAGAAGAAACAGCGGGAAGUCGUGGACCAGCUCGACGCUAUCUUGACCGAUCCUCUGGAGGCUUUCGAGGCUCUCGGUUUGAUGGCUCCAGGGGAGAACACGAAGAUUCUCAAGGAGCUGAUCUUGUGCGGUUAUAAACCCGACGCCGAGCCUUUCCUCUCGAUGAUGCUUCAGAAUUUCAGAGCGUCGAAACUGCUGGAGCUACGGACCAAAACUCGGAUUUUCGUUCCUCGCGGAAGAUCGAUGAUGGGUUGCCUAGACGAGACCAGGACGCUUGAAUACGGUCAGGUGGUGGUGCAGUAUACGGAUCCCACUAAGCCUGGAACUAUAUACGUCGUCACGGGACUCGUUGUUGUUGCGAAAAACCCGUGUCUGCAUCCCGGCGACGUGCGUGUUCUUCAAGCUGUCAACGUCCUAUCUUUGAGUCACAUGGUGGACUGUGUUGUUUUCCCUCAGAAGGGCUCGAGGCCACACCCGAAUGAGUGUUCAGGGAGUGAUUUAGAUGGAGAUAUAUACUUUGUAUGUUGGGAUCCUGAACUCAUUCCAACAGGAACGUCUAAACCAAUGGACUACACUCCUGAACCAACUCAAAUCUUGGAUCAUGAUGUCACUAUUGAGGAAAUUGAAGAGUACUUCACUAACUACAUUGUGAAUGAUAGUCUUGGAAUCAUCGCAAAUGCUCAUACGGCAUUUGCUGAUAAGGAACCACUCAAAGCUUUCAGUGAUCCAUGCAUUGAGCUUGCACGAAAGUUCUCUAUCGCUGUUGAUUUCCCAAAAACCGGUGUUGCAGCCGAGAUACCCCAGCAUCUCUAUGUGAAAGAGUAUCCAGAUUUCAUGGAGAAGCCAGAUAAACCAACGUACGAGUCGAAAAACGUGAUUGGUAAGCUUUUCAGAGAGGUGAAAGAGCGUGCUCCACCGUUGAUCUCGAUCAAAUCGUUUACUCUCGAUGUUGCCGCCAAGUCUUAUGAUAAAGACAUGGAAGUCAACGGAUUUGAGGAGUAUGUUGAUGAAGCUUUCUUCCACAAGGGAAACUACGAUUACAAAUUAGGCAAUUUGAUGGACUACUAUGGGAUUAAGACAGAGGCUGAGAUACUUAGUGGUGGCAUCAUGAGGAUGUCCAAGUCUUUCACCAAGCGACGGGACGCGGAAUCUAUUGGAAGGGCGGUUAGGUCACUUAGGAAGGAAGCUUUGUCAUGGUUCAAUGCUUCUGAAGAAGAUGAAGAGGUGGUUGAUGAAUCUGCAAAGGCCUCGGCAUGGUAUCACGUGACUUACCACCCAAGUUACUGGGGAGUUUAUAAUGAAGGUUUGAACCGCGACCAUUUCUUGAGCUUUGCGUGGUGCGUUUAUGAUAAGCUUGUGAGGAUUAAGAAGGCGAAUGUUGGGAGGCGUCAGCGGCAGGAGACUCUUGAGCGGUUGGGCCUCAUGCGUUUGAGUUGAUUCUUAGCUUGAUUUUUAUGAACUUUUUUUUUCCUUUGGUUGUGAGUUUCUAUGUACAAAAUGUUUGGUGUGGAGUGCUCUUUGUACUAAAUGUUUGGUUUGUAAUAAUAAAUCAGUAGUUUCGUA